This is a messenger RNA of Dentiscutata erythropus, 129 nucleotides long. NCBI's taxonomy places the organism in Eukaryota, Fungi, Glomeromycota, Glomeromycetes, Diversisporales, Gigasporaceae. The record is from the annotation of a GenBank genome assembly.
AUGGGAAACGAUACCAAUAAAGAAGUACGGGUUUGGAAAAAGGAAAAAGGUGCCAAUCACGUUGAAAAUGAUAUCAAUCAAGAAGAUACAAGUUUAGAAAAAGGAGUUAUGCAUGUUGAUAAAUUUUAA